AUGUCGGACUCCUGCUGGGGAAAGGCAAACAUUCCAGACACAAUUGAAGUUAUUGUCAAGUACAAAUGGCCAUCUGCCCAUCAGAAUUUUUGGAAUAAUGGAAUAGCUAUGAAUUGGCUUUCUGGAACGAGAUUGUGGCUUCGCGCCCGGUAUGCGCCCCCCAGAGAGAACAUGGGGAUUGAUCUUCUGAAACGAGUUCUACCAGAUACAAAGAAAUCGCGUUAUGUGCCGAUGCCCCACGAAGAUUCCGAGAGAGAAGGCCGUGACCAGAACACACUGUCCAACCCGGUCCCACAGACAGCCGAAGUUUUGCGUUGUAUCCGCUGCCACGGCCGCCGAUCUCGAGCCUAUCAUCGGGAACACAGGCAAAACCCGGUGUUAUACCCGGCCGCUGGCAUCUGUUCGCGAAUGCGGACCAAGUGUGCUGAGGUUCAGGCUCAGACCGACGGCCCUCUGGUUGUCUACGAGCUUCCUGCGACAUGGUCACCUUUAACUUCAAGGCGUAGCACGGGAGCCAAGUUAGAAUGCCUCGAGGGACCAGGAGGCACAGACGUCAACAACCUCGAGGAGUCCUGUUUCAAGUGCGUCGCGCUUGUCCAGCUGUCCGAUCUGUCCAUUGAGUGUGAUGCGAGCCGACUGAUUGAUGAUCAGCAGAAUGUGGUGCGUCUAAAACGGACUUUGAGAUCGCAAGGAUGUUACCGCCUGAGCAAUGCGUUCCAUGUGCCCGUUGUGAUCGACGUGGCGGACUGGGAUGCUAGACGAGUCUGGCUGCAGCCCUCAACGUUGGGUCCGGCCCGGUCGCUUCGCCUUCGCCAACUACGUAAAAGCCCAGACUAUACCCUGCUAGCUCUGGAUCAAGAGAGUCUCAUCACGGCCGCCCGCGCGAGAUUUCGGGAGCUAGGAGAAGAAAAUCCGUGGUGGAUAGUGGAUGUGUAUGUGACUGCCUCAGGUCACCCUGAAUCACUCGACGAGGAGCUUAUUCGCACGCUUCGAGAAAAUUUCCACAAAGAACGGUUUCCUUCCGAUGGGCGCAUCUACCAAAGUAUUCGUGUCUAUCAAGGCGCGACGGGCGGGCGUCAGAAUCCAAUCGCCGAGAACUUCUGGUGGGCGGUUUUACGGAGCGAGCCUGGCAGCCGAAAAGCCGACUACCUCCGUGCGCUUCCUCAACCCCUGGCGGACGCGUUCAAUGCACUCCUCCCCGUCAAGGGUCUUUGGGCGGAUAUGAGCAUUGGCGUUUUGCACAAGCUGAGAGCCAUGAGAUGUAGCGAGCCAGUGAUUUGCUACCUGGAAUAUAUUCGACGCGUGUUUUACAACAUGUCCCGAGCACCCGGGGUCUCUGAGUGGGACUUGAGCUUUCUCCGCCGGAAGCAAAAUAGACUCUUCAGAUACAUCGAUUGCCAACGGGAACGCGACGCAAUCUGGCACAGAAUAGAGCAGAUUCAGCUCCCCAUCCCGACGCUGAAGACCUUCUUCCAAGAUAUUCUCUUUCUCGAUGUUGGACAGAGCGUAAUGCGCCAACUCUGCCGCAGCCCCUUGACGGGGGCGCGGUCGAUCGACGAAGCUUUGGAAGAACAAUUCAUUGUAGACUCGGGUGGGUCUACGUCCGAUCUGCCAAGAAUUCCUGGGGGUCGGUUCCAGUUUGGGCUCUGGGAUCUUUGGCGCUUCCGCCUCCAGUUUGCUUUCGAGAUGACGACGCAAAAGGAUCAUCAUCGCCGCGUGCCUCGAAAAAUGGAGGAUAUUGAACGCGCACAAGAAUUCGGUCUCCAUGAAAUACACCCCACAGAGAUGGCCCCGUCCCUCCGGCUCCUCUUCUUCGGGCUAGCCCGUUCCUAUGGGAUUCAUCCUCCUGUGUCGGACGAUCUGGAGACGGCCACACUCGAGAUCCCGUUACCAGUGCCGUCCGAUUUCCCACCAGAGCAGGACAAAGAUAUAGAUCUAGAACGGCGAUGUGGUAAGCCUUUCACCGACUCUAUCGAGGCCGACCGUUAUGCGCUCUCUUUUGAGUCUAUCUCACGUCCAACUGCCGCAACACGUGUUAGUGCGGUGUUAGUGCGACAGUCCGUAUUUUGUGCCUUUUUUGGAUAUCUACUCCCACAGGAGACUUCCAGUCAGGAUGCCAGCCGAUCUGGACAGGUAUAUGACGGUGGUGUGACUGCGGGAUCGGAAUCGUUCGACCAAGGACCUGAUUCCCGCGAAAUUGAGCAUCCGUCUCCCGUCCGCGCACCUAGACGGACUCCAGCCGACUUUGACCCUCUGCAGCCGAGUUCCAAUCCGAACUUGGUUAGUCCCGUCUCUCAUUCAGAGCAGUCCUAUUCUGUUCAGAUCACGCACUUCAGAUUCGAGAUCGCAAUCUUCCGGACCGAGCGGGUUAUUUUGCUUCCGAACAAUCGAGACGGCCUUAACGCAUUUUUCGAACAACUGAACGAAUAUGAGUUUCAUUUCUACUUUUCACCGGAUGAGGAGGGACAUCUGUCGCGCCAAGAAUAUAGAACAAUCCCUUAUAUGGAAUGCUACCCUCUUUACAUUAACUUUCCCUUCUCGACGUUGCGCGCCGUUUAUUGCCAAGGAUGUCCAAUUCAUCCCGUCCAUUCACCUGGGCAUAUAAUGGCUGGGCAAACAAAUAGCAGGGAGGAAUUGGCCGACAUAGUGAGAACCUUGGUUCAGACAGCGAUCGACCUUGUCCUGAAUGCUCGAGCAGGGGCUUUUGCUUACACCGGAUUUUGA
Molecule: messenger RNA, 2724 nt
Organism: Penicillium daleae
Lineage: Eukaryota; Fungi; Ascomycota; Eurotiomycetes; Eurotiales; Aspergillaceae
Exons: 6
Coding region: 1-2724 (907 amino acids)
Source: RefSeq, a predicted model, not a curated record